UUGUACCUGUCAAUCAUAUCCACCGAAUUAGGUCAACAAACCUUAUGGUCCUGGGCCGCGACUUGGUCCCGAUGGCGGCGACAAUGGAGGUGGGGAGCUGGUUCAAUACCCCUGCUAUGUCCAACAAGGAUAGAGUGUGGAUUCGUGAGUGCUAUAGCGACGUCUACACCGACAUCAGGGAGCUCGCGAGCGUGGGCAAGCGCUACAUCCACAUCUCGGGGGACCCCGGAAUCGGCAAGUCGUGUUUUCUGUGGUACGUUCUCAGGAGGCUCCUCGACGAUGGAGAGACGGCCGUCAUAGUAGAGCUCCUCGUAGGAAUCACCGUGAAUGCUUUCGUCUUCAAGCAGGAUGGGAGUUGCGACGCGGAAGAUUCACCGGAUUACAACCGCCCGGGGGUUUGGCUUCUUACUGAUGAGGCAUUUGUUGGGCACAGGGCUUGGAACGGAACCACGGUCUUGUUCGCGUCACCCGAGAAAGAUAAGUGGAUACAAGCAGAAAAGACUAUGCAGGAACGCAAGUUCACGACGCUUUACAUGCCGCCUUGGUCUGUCGACGAGUUGCAGGCCGUCUAUUUUUCAGAUCCCGAGAAUGAAGGCGAAUACAUGGAGUUCUGGGCGAAGUAUUACGUUGCCGGGCCAAUCAUAAGGCACUACGUCACGCCUUUGAUAAAGGUCCUCAGCGAGAAACUCACGGCCGUCGAGAAAGUUGUGGAUGGCGGGGUGCUGAACGCGACAUUAUUGAAGGCACACGAGAUCUUCGUUUCCUGGCCAACUCUCGACUUCACCCGCGUGGACCAUUUCUCCUUUGCUUCGGAGUGGGCAGCGGAUUGUUUUGCAAUCGCAUGCUUCAAUGGUCAGAUCAAGAACUGGAUCGCGUCCACUUUAUUUUUGGCAGCGAACCGUUCAUUGCGGAGUGCAGCUGGAGUUCUGUUCGAACGUGUUGCUCAUUAUCGACUCUCGAUGGGUGGUGACUUUUGUAGCAUUGACGAUCCGACCAGAAAGCUUCAUUUGGAGAAGCGGGAAGUGAAGUAUUUCUCCAGUAACAGUCUUGAUCUGCAAAUACCUGGCCUCUACUACUUACAACCCAGUAGCACGUCAUUCCCUGUGAUAGACUCGGUGUAUCCUCCACUCGUCCUUUUCCAGAUCUCUAUUGCCACGAAGCAGAGACCAAUGAAGAAGUGUGACUACGAUGCCUUGUGCUCUUCUUUGAUGGCGUUCAGAAACGAGCACCCUGAUAUUCCGUCGGGCCUGGAAGGUGUGCCGGAGCCGAACCGAGUGCACGCUAUUCUAGUGAAGAUGGAGGGUGACAAUGCAAAGCAUUCGCAACGCCUGUGCAUGGUGGAAGACGCUCCGGAAGACGCUCCAGCGAAUGAAACGGCUCCUCGCCGGUCGGCACGAAAGAGAGCACGUACACAGAGGAGCAUUUCCAAGGUCAAGCAAGGGGAGACAGCAGGGGUAAUGAAAAAGAGGACGUUCCUGCCUUUCCAGAUGACCAUUGCUCUCAAGAUGGACCAUACUGUUCCCGACACGCUUGACUACCCGUCCCUUCAACAGAUACACGACAUUGUCUGUGCAAGAAUGGACGGUGCAGUCUAUACUGGAGCACUCAAGUUUGCGGACAUUAAAAGAGAAGAGGCGGACUUUGCAAGAGUAUUGAUGCGCCAAGGGAAGGGAAGCAUCCAGUACGAGGAAGAAAUGGACGGGGUUCCCGUUUUUGGCGCAUGGAUUGAAGCUGUUCGCACCAAAGAAGGCAGUGAUUCCGUGGAGAAAACUGUUUUGACUAUCCAGUGCACGGCUGGUAAACUAGCUGGACGAGAGCUGACGCUUUUUGUGAACGAGCGGCUUUUGCCAGACAAGGAGUUUUCUAAUCCUUUGGUUUUGAACAUGCUGCGCCUCGAGGCAGUUAGUGGCGCAGAUGAUGCUGCCUACCAGGUCUGCUGGUCGGGUGCAACAGCAUCUGUUGUCAUUAGAUCAAAUCGGAGAGCUUCUAGGAAGUUGAUGCUGGUAUUUCCAGCAGAACAGACAGAAGAAGAAGAAGAAGACUACAAAGAAGAGGACUAUAUGGAAAUCUGAUCCUAGUUUACACUUCCGGUGCUAAAUCUUUUCCUUGCUUGAAAGCGCGGUUUGUGUUUGUUAAGCUGAUCAUCCUAAUAAAUGUUUAUUUUCGACUUGUA
Molecule: messenger RNA, 2173 nt
Organism: Selaginella moellendorffii
Lineage: Eukaryota; Viridiplantae; Streptophyta; Lycopodiopsida; Selaginellales; Selaginellaceae
Exons: 3
Coding region: 45-2072 (675 amino acids)
Source: RefSeq, a predicted model, not a curated record